UAAAUUGCUGUGCCUUUAGUAUGCUUGAGAUACACCUCAGAAAUUUGAUAACUGAAGUCUCAUAUCCACAUAAUUAGAUGUCAAACUGUUCUCAGUCUGUAAGGGUUCUUGGACACUUGUUUCAGUUAAUGGUUUAGCUGGUCUUCUAUGGUAAAAAAAUAGUGUUGAGGGGGAUUUAUCAUUGCAUAAAACAAGCUAAAAUGUCAUAAUGUUACACGUUUAGAGUGAAGCAGUUUAUAUUUCUACUUUCUUUCUCCACUGUCUCUCAAAUAUAUCAGUUACAUAUCUCUUCUUCUGUGCUUCUAGCACCUUCUUGCUGCAUUUUACCACCUUGUUUAGUCAUCUGCCUUUUAGACCUGAGGAGGUAGAGCAGUGAAACACCGCAAAGAGCGCUUUGCUAUUUAAGCAUGCUGUUUACACAACCCCUUUUUUUUUUUUUUUUUUUUGCCUUGCAGAAAAAAAUUAGAAGCCACCCAUUGCAAAGAAAUGACCAUCGGGUUGUUUUUUGCUUUUGUCAAAGUAACAGAGCAAUGUAAAGUAGCUUGUUUUCUUUUCUCAGCUGUUGUCUACUUUCUUGAAGUGAUCCCUAGGAAGUUACGAGAAGAGCUGUGCAUAGCAUAUGAAAUGUAGAUAGGAAGGAAGACUAAGAUAUACUUCUAGUGUUUCCUCAAAUAUAUUUUGAAGUUGUAAGAGAGGCCUUGUUUUCUGAUUUAGUAACUAAUGAAGCGUUCUCACUGGAUAGCUAUUGAACAAUGGAAACGCACAUGGAAUUUUUGCCCUUUAAUCCAAAGCUGUAACAGCAAAUACAGAUAAGCUAACAGCUGUUUACUGUUGUUGCAGAUAUUAGGCCUAAAAUUGAUACAUCAGCGUACUGAAGUGUGUAUUAGCUUCAUUUUAUAUCACGUGGGUGAAAUUUGAACAGCUGUUGCUUGAAAUGUUGAUGGAGAUAGGUAACAACCUAGUGUGAACUAUUAAAUCAAGUACAGAGAGUGCAGCUACUCUGGAAUGCUCAAAACAAGCUGGAGCUAAUUAUUUAACUUUAAAUAAUUACAAGGUAGCAUGAAUAUGCUUAGAAGAAAAGUUUUACUUCUUUCUCCUAUUAAAGAAAUUCCUUUGAAAGGAAGGAGCUUGAGAAGCAUCAAAGCCAUCAUCUUGUUCAUCUGUGUGGUGGAAAGGAGGCAUCCCCAGAAAUGAGGCAUGAGUGAUGAGGAGCCUCGAGAUUUCUCACUGAAUUUUUGAUAUUCAGAUGAAGUUCUUGUAAAGGGGCUGUUAAGGCAGCUGAACUCUAUGCAGUUAUUCAUAUUACUAGAACCUAUAAGCUAUUUGGAAAAGCUUAGUCAAGAAAGACGACCAGAUUGCACUGUAAUGAACAUCUAGAAUUUUAUUUCUGUUUGGGAGAUGAAUUAAAUACUUGUACGUCAAAGACAGAUUUGAAAUUACAAACAUAGGAAAGAUACCUUGUCUAUUGUUAAGAGCACAUCAAAAUGGUCAAAAGUGGAUGCUAAUACAAGCAAGAAUUCUGUCAUUAAGUGGGCUACGCUUACAGUACGGUGUAUGGUACAGUUCAAAUACCGGAAGAGUUCUGCCAAAGAAGAGGGAUUUGAAGAAUGGCAAUAAUGUGAGUAAGAGGAAAAAAAUAUCUUAUGAAGCCACUGGUAGGACCAAGACUUUAGUUUCUUAGGAAAGAAAAGACAAAUACUGAUCCUUUAUAAAAUUGAGUGCUGCGAAGCAAGUAGGAUACCUUGUUCUGUCUUGUGUUGUGAGAAUACAUGGACAAGUUAAUGAAGCUGAAUGGAGUUACAUUUAAAAUGAAUCACUGCACUUCAUGCUCAGAAUUUGACCUGAUUUAGAGAUGAGAGUGAAACUUAGGGAGGCAGAUUGUCCUUGUGUUUGCCUCUCUUGACAGUGUUUUUGCUUUCUGCAGAUGCAUCUGGUACUGGUCAGUGUCAGACUGAGGACAUUAAAAAGGAUGGUCUUCUGGUCUGAUCCAACUUGAGUUAAUGCCAGCAUAUAAGCUAUUGAAAGGAUAGAAGAUGGCUUCCAUGCAUGAAAAAGUGAAUUAGAAUGCAGUAAGCCUUUUUUUUUUUCCACAGGGGAAUGAUCUCUUCUGGAAAAAUAUCAAGUCCUGUAAAAAGCACAAAUUAUAUUAUAUAGCACAAAUUAUAGAGUAAUGGGAGAUGUUAUCAGUGAAUGUGUCGAUUUCUUAGUAGCUAUCUUUCAGUGCUGAAGGCUUACUGCAUGAGGGAGUGAGGAAUUGGAAUCCCUUCUGAUCCUAUUAUUUGCUGACAAGAUAUUCUAAAACAACUUUACUGGUUAAAUGAGCUUUGAUAUUUACUUGCUCAAGUGACAUUAUAUCAGAUAUUACUGCUAAACUCAAAGUAAUUUACUGCCAAAAAGCUGCUAAACUGCUAUCUUUUAGUCAGUUAUGUUUCUUGGUGUAUGAGAAUCUAAGUCUUCUUUCCCUCUGGUAUUUAGACAGUAUUCUUAGUCUGAGCACUGAAGUCCAAAGUCUUUCAGAGGACAUUGCGUAUUUGUAAAGCUUAUACAUGAAAGGGAAAUCAGCAGUUCCAAAAUUGUUACUGUCACUUUGUUUUGGAGAUAAUUGGCUUUACAAAGGAGAUACCAUUUUUCUCUACUUUUGCUCUUAGAUAAUAACUGUUCAGACUUUAAAAGGGCUUUUCUUAGUCUAAAUCAGAGGGUUUAAGGAAUUGAAGAUGACCUAAAGAUCUAAUAAAAACGUUCUCCUGAGAGCCUGAAGUUAGGUAUAAAUGUCUGCAUACAUAUCCAUAUGAACAGAUACUUACUUAUAUAUGCAUUACAAAAAUCUGGCCAGAUAACAGGAAGAGAGGGAGCCUUGCUAUCUCCCUUCACCAUUUAAAGCUAACAGUAUCUGAAAUGUGUCACAAAUACAGUGUUUUCUGCUCUUCACCAAGUAAGGUGUGAGCAGGCCAUGCAUUAUGCUCACCCAUUCCUCUUUGCCACCUGCACCCUUACUUUUGUGUUCCAGUAACCUUUCCCUAGUAAUAAAAAAAAAAAAAAAAUGUUACAUGCCAUUUGAACAGUCCGUACAUGUUUGCAGUGUUUCCUUGGAGAGGUACGUAAAUUUUUGAUCAAGUAUUGUUUUGGUCCUGUAUUCACGCACAGAACAAACAAAUGAUCACUUACUUGAUGAAUGUUCUUCUGCAGCAUAAUGUGGAUUAUGGAUGGCUGCAUAGUAAGGGCAAAUCUUCCCAGUGGAAUGAGGUAUGAUGUAGCACUAUUGAUCUCAACAGUUGGAAGGUUUCAUUUCUUUCUGCUAGGACAGUGGAUUUCAACCUGUUGUCCUCAACACUGCAGUGAGUCUGUGACCUGUUCAUAAAGAGUCAACAGCAGGUAAGUGAGAAAAGUAAAUGUCUUGCUAAGAUUCAGUUUCAUAAGAGCUUGUACCUCCAAUGAAAAUUUUAGGGAAUGACAAGAUAAAAAAAAAAAUGUUUGAAAACGCUGCUGCGUACUGAGAAGGCCAGCUACACCUGUCAAACAAAUGUUUCUGCUGCUGAAGUAGCUAUGGAUUGAUGGAAACUUUCUUCUCUGCUCUGCUAUAAGGUCAGUCUUUUUUUUUUUUUUUCUUCCAACCUGUUUAUUGUCAUACAACGGGAAGCUACCUCACUCGCAUGUAUUCUUACUGAGUGCAGGAGUGCAAUGUUCUGCUAAUCAGAACACAAGUAUGAUCUCUUUUUAUGUAAUCUUAAUGUCAAAGGGUUUGCUUUAGAUGUUCAAAGCGGUGUCAAACUGUUGGCACAUUCCACCCCUGCCCAGAUAACCUGCAGUGAGUUUAACAGUGGAACCUACAUAGUUUCUAGUCCUGACUGUACAGUGAUACAUGUACUGAAAGAUAAGAAAGUAGUUUGCCUGCUUAUCUGCUGGAGUUUGAAAUGUUAUGUGUUGCUGCCUGUACUGGUGUGAUGGUCACCACCUUGAUUGAUGUCUAAGGGAAGGAUCUCUGAGACAGAGAUGGUGUGAUGAUGCAUCUCUCACAGCUGAGAAAAAUAAGGGCUGUAACAGGUUGUACUACUUCCUGGAAUCCUGUUUUUUUGGUGCAGAAAAGAAAGUUGUGAAGAGUUCCCAAAAGAUGACAGCAGUUGGUGUGUCAAAUCACAGCACUAUAUACCCCAAAGGCAGUGUGUGUAGCUGUGCUGUACAGGACAUCCUGUCUUACCACAGUCCAGAUCACUGUUCUAGGGCUGUAUCUUUAUGGAGCUGGUCCCUAAUACUGAGAUGGCAUCCAAGUGGUAAAUGUACCUGUUAAGCAGCCUGCUCUGCAUACUCUGCAAGCAGAAAUAUUUUAAAAGGCCAUGAUUUGGGAAAACUGCUGUUGCACUGGUGAUGUCUGUAAUUAAAGCACAUUGCUGUAGUUAUCUAGCAAGUGGUAGGGUUUGUGGUUUUAUACUUGGUGCUUUUAAUUUGUCUUUCCACUAUUUAACCUAGUGGAACGAGAUUUAUCCCUUGUUCUGUUUGUGUGUGUGUGUGUGUGUGUAUGGGGGUAUGUUACUAGCUGGAGUAAGACACCUACUGAGAAAAGGCACCAAGGAGUAUUUAAUCCUAAUAUCUAUCAUUUCUGUACUUAUUAAUUUGAUACACCAAGCUUUUUCCAAGUACUCUGUUGAAACAAUGUUUUCUGUUUGUGAUCUUCGCUCACAAAUGAUCUUUUACUGAAAAAGCAUACAAAGCAAAAGCUGACCUCAGAGCUAUUUUAACAGAUUUUUCCCCUGGUGGUCUAACUAGAUGAUCUAUUUGCUCGACGUAGAUGUGAAUGACUAGCAGUGUGAAACUUAGCUGGGGCCCCUCCUCACACAGUGCUCUUAUACGUGUGCAGGAGAAAUGCCCAUCUUUUUGAAAAUGAGGAUUAUAUAGAAAGCUGGGAGUUUGCUUGUUUUGGACUGAUUGUGUUUAGUCCUCCACAGGAGCCUAUGUCUUUACUCAUAGAGCAAGUUAUGGCUGUCUCGAGGUGCCUUUGUGGCCCACCAGGAUGUACCUCUAAGUAGCAGGGUGCCAUUUCCUGAUGGAGGAGGCAAAGGAGGCUGCCGUGUUGCCAAUACUCCCCAGUACCUCCCAAGGGAAGGGCAGCCACUGAGGGGCAGUUUGGGACCUGAGGGUGGCUCCUCCAUUCCGAGCUCUGGCCCCUCACAAACAGGGCGUGGGGCAACACCAGGCGGUAACCAUGGAGGCACUGCUGGUGCUGGUGGUGCUGCUGGGCCUUGUGGGGUGCCCCACCCCCCCUGAGGAUGAGGCCGGGCCACUUCAUGUCACCGGCAUGUGGGUGACGGUGCCACGACAGUUGGCCCCCAGAGCUGACACCAACCCCCUGACCAUCUCCUACUGGCUGGAGGUGGAGGGGCGGCCACAGGUCCUGCGCCUGCGGCCCAGGAAGGGCCUGGUCUCCCAGCCUUUCCCUUUGGUCACCUACGGUGAAGAUGGGGCACACUGGGAGGAGCAAGUCUAUGUGCAGGACAACUGCUUCUACCAAGGCGAGGUGCAGGGAAGUCCUGGCUCCCUAGUGGCCCUCGGCACCUGUGGCAGGGGCCUCCAUGGAGUGUUCUGGAUGGAAGGCAGCACCUACGAGAUCGAGCCCAUCCCUGAUGAUCCGGCCUUUCAGCACAUCCUGUACCGGAUGGAGGCAGACAGUGACCCCAUGGGCCCCACGUGUGGCCUGACCCCGGAGGAGCUGCAGUACCAAAAGACUCUGCUGCCCUGGCUUCAGGCCCCUCGAACAGAGGAGAAGUACAUGCUGAAGGACUGGUGGACACACACCAGGUAUGUGAAGUUAGUAGUGGUCGUGGACAACGUGCGGUUUGUGAGGUCUGGCAGGAAUGAAUCCGAAGUCUUGAGGCAAGUCCUGGAAAUCAUCAAUAUUGGGGACUCUCUGUAUGACCAGCUUUCUGUUCAACUGUUUCUUGUGGGACUGGAGAUCUGGACCAAAAGUAAUCCCAUAAACCUUACUAACUCUGCAAACAAGGCACUUUCAGACUUUAACAAAUGGCGAAAAUCAGACCUGUAUCCACGGAUGCGCCAUGAUGUUGCUCACUUAUUUGCAUUUCAGGGCUUUGGAAAAAGCCUGGGAUUGGCAUUUCUGGGGUCCGUAUGUGACAGGCAGUGGUCAGCAGCAGUUGUUUCCUUCACCAACAGGAAGCUGUCUUCAGUUAUUGUCACAUUUGCCCAUGAGCUGGGCCAUAAUCUUGGGAUGCACCAUGAUGAACGGCACUGUAAAUGCAGGCGGAAGAGGUGCAUUAUGUAUCAAAGCGAAGCCGGCACUGACGCAUUCAGUGACUGCAGUUACAAAGACUACUUUGACCUGCUUGGGAGUGGUGGUAGCUGCCUGCGUCAAUCACCAGCUCUUGGCAGUUACUACACUUUGAAGCGUGAAUACUGUGGGAAUAAGAUAGUAGAAAGAGGAGAGCAAUGCGACUGUGGUUCACAAUCAGACUGCAGAAACGAUCCUUGUUGUCACCCUAACUGCACAUUGACUGCAGGUUCAGUUUGCGCAUCUGGAAAAUGCUGCAAGGGCUGUAAGAUCCUUCCAGCAGGAACACUCUGCAGAGCACGUACUGGUUACUGCGACCUGCCAGAGUACUGCAAUGGGACUUCCCCUUGGUGCAAGUCAGACUUGUAUUUACAAGAUGGAACCCCUUGCGAAGAUGGUGCCUAUUGCUAUAGAGGAAAAUGUUCUUCCCACAGUAAACAAUGCAAGCAUCUGUUUGGCAAACAAGCCAGGCCUGCUCCUUUAGACUGCUUCAAAGAAGUGAAUACUCGAGGUGACCGUUUUGGAAAUUGUGGUAUUCGUGAUAAUGUUCAUUUCACAAAGUGCAGCGUUGAGGAUGCCUUAUGUGGUAGGCUACAGUGUGAAAACAUACACAAGUUGCCCUUCUUGCAGAACCACAUAACAGUCAUCCAAACCCCUGCUGGAGGUAAAAGGUGUUGGGGUCUUGACUAUCACAUAGGGAUGCCUACAGCUGACUUAGGGGCUGUGGAAGAUGGCACGACAUGUGGCAGUGACAAGAUUUGUAUCAAAAGGACAUGUACCAAUAUUUCAGUGCUGAAUUAUGAUUGUAACAUAACAAAGUGCCAUAACAGAGGAGUGUGUAACAAUCUUAAGAACUGUCACUGCAAGUAUGGUUGGGCUCCUCCAUAUUGUGAGUGGGAAGGAUUUGGAGGUAGCAUUGACAGCGGACCCCCUCCACCCAAGGAGGUUGUUCAGAGAACAAGAAUAGGAGUAGUUGGCUUUGUUCUUCCUUUUGUCCUCGCAGUUAUUCUUGCCAUAUAUUAUAGAAGGGAAAUAGGGGAAUGGCUUACGAGGGAAAGGCCUGAUUCCACAGAAUAAGCUAGUAGUUGUUUCAAAUACUGCAAAUCCCAGUAGUUGCUAUAGAACACCUACUACUGAGUCAAAAUCUACUACUGUGCACUUCACAAAGACCAACAAAGCUGUGGCUUUGGAUGCUCCUAGGAAAAUCUCCAGUAGCCCCUGAGCAGAGCCAGCAGAUACCUUAUCAAAUAAUUCAACACAUUCUGAAUAAUUAUAAUCUAAUGCAACAUUAUUAAAUACAGAUUAAACGUUAUCUUUGUUUAUUUAAAGUUAAUAAAUGCAGGCAAUAAGG
This is a messenger RNA of Numida meleagris (helmeted guineafowl), 7628 nucleotides long. Its product is annotated as disintegrin and metalloproteinase domain-containing protein 21-like. Gene Ontology annotation, biological process: proteolysis; male gonad development. Gene Ontology annotation, molecular function: metalloendopeptidase activity. Gene Ontology annotation, cellular component: external side of plasma membrane; sperm head plasma membrane; plasma membrane. The transcript has a single exon. Lineage: Eukaryota; Metazoa; Chordata; Aves; Galliformes; Numididae. The record is from RefSeq and is a predicted model, not a curated record. The coding region runs from base 5198 to 7354 and encodes 718 amino acids.